This is a messenger RNA of Adineta ricciae, 1806 nucleotides long. NCBI's taxonomy places the organism in Eukaryota, Metazoa, Rotifera, Eurotatoria, Adinetida, Adinetidae. The record is from the annotation of a GenBank genome assembly.
AUGCUUAGCCAAAUUUAUUUUCUGCUUUUCGUCUUGAUUGGUAUAUCAACAGCGUUAAACAUCGAAGAUAAUUCCAUUGAUGAUGUUGAAUUGACAAGUGAUAUGCCAAAUGUUUGUUCAAAAAUCGAGACACGUACUGUAACAAAAUUAGUUCCAUGUCUGAAAAGCUACGAACAUCUUGUUAAAGUUUGGUCACGAAAUUGUUCCAAUGGUCGUCGUGUAUGUCCUGUCUAUGAGCACAGAACGGAGUACUAUCGAAGUGAACAAAAAGUCACAAAAGAAGUCAAUGUAACGAUUUAUCAUUGUUGUCUUGGAUGGACACGACUUGUUUAUGAUUACGGUUGUCCGAUCGCAAUGCAACCAAAUCGAGUACAACGCAAAAUCCCAGUUCGUCAUCAAUUAGCCAUGAUGAAUAAUCGUUGUCCGCAUAACCGUUUCGGUAUGCAUUGUGAAUAUUCGUGUUCUCAAUGUAUGUACGGCACGUGCAAUUGGCGUAUGAAAACAUGUGAUUGUCAAAUCGGCUUUUCUGGAGUGUUUUGUAAUGAAACAACAAUGAUUGAACGGAUUGAUCAAACACAUCGAUGUCAAUUAUGUCACAAAGGAAAUACGGCUUCGUGUCAUAUGGAAACUGGCAAGUGUCAAUGUUUACCUGGUCAUCAGGGAAUUCGUUGUGAAGAAGAUUGUCCAGUGAAUUACUAUGGCCGGGGUUGUGUACAUCGUUGUUUAUGUCAAAAUGGAGGCAAAUGUGAUUCGCGUGAUGGACAUUGUUUUUGUUUGCCGGGAUUUACUGGUAGUCGAUGUGAAUCCGUGUGUCCACAAGGCACGUUCGGUCAUAUGUGUUUACAAAAAUGUCAAUGUGGAAGUGAAAAUAUUUGUAAUCCUCGAACAGGUGAAUGCAAUGCAUUGUUCUGUCGUGGUGAUCCGAAAUGUUUAGCAGAACAAGAAAGAAGAUUUACAUAUGUAACAUUAUGCCCGGAAGGUUAUUACGGUCCACCACGAUGUCGACAGAAGUGUAUGUGUGUGAACAAUGCUCAGUGUGAUCCAUUGUCAGGUCGUUGUCUUUGCCAUUCGGGUCAUGUUGGACGCUAUUGUGAAAAAUCUUGUGAACGUGGAUGGUAUGGUCCUGGAUGUAUUCAUCGAUGUGAAUGUCAUGAUGAAGGGCCAUGUGAUACUCGAACAGGCGACUGCAUUUGUCGAAUGGGUAUGACAGGAAAACUUUGCGAUCAAGAAUGUCCGGAAGGAAGAUAUGGUCAGAAUUGUACGGAAAUAUGUCAAUGUAAAAAUGGUGCGCGAUGUAAUAAAGUAACGGGUUGUUGUUCGUGUCCUGUUGGAUAUUAUGGUUCAACAUGUCAAUUUCAAUGUCGACCGUUUACGUAUGGAUUCUAUUGUUCAGAGACAUGUAACUGUUCCACAGAAACAUCCGAUGGUUGCGAUAGUAAAACGGGUAAAUGUCGUUGUAAAUCUGGUUUCUAUGGUGACCGAUGUGAAAAAUCUUGUCCAUCGGGACAAUGGGGAGAAGAAUGUAUUAAUCAAUGUGAUUGUAAUGGCAGCUCAUGUGACUCUCAAACAGGUACAUGUAUCUGUUCACCAGGUCGAACAGGUCUUCAAUGUGAACAAGAAUGCCCAACGAAUACAUUCGGAGUUGGUUGUAAACCUUGUUUAUGCCAGUCUUUUGAACUAUGUGAUGUUGUCACCGGAGAGUGUCAAUGUCCAACAGGUUGGAAAGGUGAUGCAUGUCAAUUUCCAGCAACAGCGAACGGACCCGAUAUACCGGAAAGAGGCGAUAUGUACAAAAAAGAUAGUUAA